GGAGGAGUUCAUCGCUCGGGUUGGGGCAUCUAUACCCCUUCCCCCUUGAAGGAGGUGGGUGACAGGAGGACGAUGUGAGUGACCGGGACCUCCUGAAUGGGGAAGAAGCAGAGGAAAGCGGCGCGGUCGGAGGCCGUCUUUUACUGCGAGGUUUGCCGGCAGACCUCGUUCAGGGGCUGGGGACAUGUGUACGGCCUGAAGCACCAGGAGAGGCUCGGGGCGUUGCUAGGCCGCUUCCUGCGGAAGGUUGAAGAUGCACAGCGGUCUCUUAAAGCAGUACAAGUGGAGAAAUAUGACAUCGUUGAGCAUGAGCAGAACUUCUGGUGCUACUGCUGCAAAAGGGAGGUGAAGAAACACAUCACAAAUGAGAGCGUUGCUGUGCUGUAUGGUGGGCUUCUAGAGCACUUUGUAAGCUCAGAACACUUGAAGCAAACCAACAAAUUUUGGUGGGAAAACAAAGCAGACAUCAAGUUGAAAGACAAGUUUAUUCUGUCUAACGAUGCUUAUGAGAAGUUCAAAACAGCUGUUGCAAAGGCAGUGGAAAACUAUGAAGAGAAGGAGGAUGAAUAUAUUAAGCAGGAAGCAGAAUAUAUUCGAGAAGUGGAACGGAAAAGACAGGAAGUAGUGCAGGCAGCCUUUGAGCCACAGGCAGAGCAGAAUUCUAUUGAUGGACUCCCAGUACUUGCAAUCGACCACUAUGAAAGUCAUGGUACCUAUAUUGCUGAAGAGAAUGAACCUGGGCCAAGUGGAGUAAAUUUUCCUUAUCGUUCUUGUGAAGUGACAAAUGGACAAAACUUGACUUUCAUUGGUGACCAGAUAUCCAAACCAGAAACUCGGAACAUUCACACAGGUGCUACUCCACCUUGGCUUAUUGAUGAAGAUGAUGUGGACGCAACACCAAAAUCAAUAGGGCCAUCUUAUGAGGAGUUUAUCCAACAGAAGGAGAAAGAAAAACUGAAGAAACUUCCUCCAAAUAGAGUUGGUGCAAAUUUCAACCACACAUCAGAAACAGAUGACUCCUGGUUACCUUCAUUUGGCCGGGUGUGGAAUGAUGGCAGGAGGUGGCAAUCCAGGCAUCAAUUCAGAUUAGAGGAAGGCAAAAAAAGAAAACGAGACAAGAGAUGACCAGAGGAAAAUUUUAAAACAAAUGAAUUGUGCGAAGAGGAAAAUGGGGGAGAUUGUGCUUCAAAGACAUGUUAAUGUUACAUACUUUUUGCUAGACUCAUUGUAUAAAGUUUAUUAAAAUAUUGUAUACCCUAUUGCAUUGGGUAAACAGGUUCUGAAAACUAAUUUCUAAUGUACUAGCCAGGAGCUGUAAGCUACUUGUACAUAUCACUAAAAUCUAUGGAAAUAAGUUUAGUUUGUAAAAUUUUGCCACAGUAAAUCAACACUUUUACAUUUCUGCCUAAUACAAUUUCAAAUGCAA
Molecule: messenger RNA, 1426 nt
Organism: Rhincodon typus (whale shark)
Lineage: Eukaryota; Metazoa; Chordata; Chondrichthyes; Orectolobiformes; Rhincodontidae
Gene: cenatac
Product: centrosomal AT-AC splicing factor
Exons: 11
Coding region: 97-1125 (342 amino acids)
Source: RefSeq, a predicted model, not a curated record